AUGGAAUUUGGCAACGAUACUGACAAUAACUCCAGCAGCUAUGAAUGUGACUACGAUGACUGGAGUUCUUCCAAAAUCCUAAUUCCUUCAAUCUAUUUGCUUGUUUUUUUCCUGGGCACCACUGGCAAUGGUUUGGUGCUGUGGACCAUUUUCCGAGGAGGACAAGAAAAGCGACGCUCAGCAGAUACAUUCAUUGCAAACCUGGCAAUAGCUGAUCUGACUUUUGUGGUCACUUUGCCCCUAUGGGCCACCUAUGUGGUCCUGGACUACCAUUGGUCUUUUGGCUCUUUUGCCUGCAAGCUCAGCAGCUAUCUGGUCUUUGUCAAUAUGUACGCCAGUGUCUUCUGCCUCACAGGGCUCAGCUUUGACCGCUACUUGGCUAUCGUUCGCCCCAUAGCCAAUGCCAAGCUGAGGUCCAAAGCUAGUGGACUUCUAAUGACCAUUGUGCUCUGGACUAUGGCGGCUCUCUUGGCCUUGCCAGCCAUGAUUUUCCGGAGGACUGGAGUAUUCCUUGGGAGUGACAAAGUGACAUGUUUCAUGGAUUAUUCAAGUGUGGCAACCAACAAGACUGAGGCAGCCUGGGAAGCAGGGCUUGGCUUGUCCUCUACCCUGAUGGGAUUUGUAAUCCCCUUCGCCAUCAUGCUGAUUUGCUACUUCUUCAUUGCCCGUACGAUUGCAGGUCACUUCCGAAAGGAGCGCAGUGAAGGGUUGAGGAAACGGAAGCGCCUGCUAACCAUUAUCAUUGUCCUUGUGACCACUUUUGCAAUCUGCUGGCUCCCCUUCCACUUGGUGAAAACCAUCUACAUGCUAAUGGACUGGGAGGUGAUGCCCUUGUCCUGCAGCUUCCAUGCCUUUCUGAGCAAUCUCCACCCGUACUGCAGCUGCUUGGCCUAUGUCAACAGCUGCCUCAAUCCUUUUCUCUAUGCCUUCUUUGAUCCACGGUUCCGACAAGCUUGUACGGCUGUCCUCUGCUGCACGUCAGGGCAUUUGCCUGGAGCUGCUGGAGACAAGUCAGCCAGCUAUUCGUCUGGUCAUAGCCAGAACCAUCUAGGGAAGAACAUGGAAACAGGGCAGGAGAAACACUGUCCUGACAGCCAAGAGACUUUGCUUCAUGAGUAAAAAUGGAAUAAUACCCAGAAGCCCUGAGAAACUUUGCAUACAAUGAGUCUCUCCUCACCCCUUCUCCUUUCAAUUCUUUUCCCUUGCAUCAUUCUACCAUGGGAUUCUGUUUCUAUUCUUAAAGUUGCAUUUUUAAUUUUUUAAAAUUGGUAAGUCUGUUUUAACUGACAUAAUAUUCACCCCUUCCUUCUGUGUUCUGCUUGGUUAUCCGCUGUAGCAAUUUCUAUGUUAUACAGGGAUGAUGCUAGGAAAGGGGGGAAAAGGCAUUUCCUUCUGUUCUAAAACACAAUCCUGCAUACACAGCUGGUGGUUCUUUUAAUGAAAUUUACAUGGACUUUUAAAUGGACUCAUAGAGGCUUGGGCUGGUUAUCUGCAGACCUGAGCUUUGAAAUGUUCUGAAAACUCGCAAUAGGUUUUUGAAAUGUUCAAUGAAACAAUAGAACUGUGCACAAGUUUCAUGAAAUCAGGGGGUUCAUUUUUAAGGGAAUGCACUUGGGAGGUUGCUGCAUAUCCAGUCUGUCUAUAGUCAUGCUUUGAUGUUUCAAGCCAGCUCCUGUUAUGCUUCGACCCUACACCCCAGAUUUUCUUACUUUUCCUUAUCAUGCCACUUUGAAGCAUGGUUUCUUGGCAACUUCUAAUUCCUUGAUUUCCCUUCUUCUAUUGGAAGAAAUUAUUGCAGCCCCUGAAAUUUCGAGUUUUAAUAUUCACCACAACAGAGAACUGGCACCAUGGACAGAAAACUUGUCUGCAAACCUAUUUCUUUCUAUGUAUGAAGGCAGCUUCUUCAAACAGAUAGCAAUUGUAGUUUGUUCUUUGCUCCAUGCCUGUCCUGUCAAGUAAAGGCUCUCAAUUGAAAACUGUUUUUUUAAAAUACAUGAAUGGUUCAUCAGCAAAAUUUCCCUCCAUUUUCUUUCUUUC
Messenger RNA from Thamnophis sirtalis, 2037 nucleotides. RefSeq names its product apelin receptor (gene APLNR). Gene Ontology annotation, molecular function: C-C chemokine receptor activity; C-C chemokine binding. The record is from RefSeq and is a predicted model, not a curated record. NCBI's taxonomy places the organism in Eukaryota, Metazoa, Chordata, Lepidosauria, Squamata, Natricidae. Gene Ontology annotation, cellular component: external side of plasma membrane; membrane. Gene Ontology annotation, biological process: immune response; G protein-coupled receptor signaling pathway; positive regulation of cytosolic calcium ion concentration.